AUGUGGCAUUGCAGAUCCUUGGCGGUAGUGCUUUCCUCGAGGACUGCAGCCUCCUGUGCCAGUCGCUCACUGAGCUCUGUGAGCACGGGCGGGGGUGAGCACCAGCCACCACCAGCAGCAGCGGCAGCAUCGAGCAGCGGUGGCGCUCCUCCGCCGGUGGAGGUACGGUUCUACUUCGACUACCGCAGCCCGUUCGCCUACCUGGCCAAGGAUCUGGUCUACGGCAUCGAAGACCACUACCCGCCCGACGCCGUGCACGUGCGGUGGCUCCCCUUCGCCUUCCCCGUCGAGGAGGGCUUCGGUCUGCCUGGGUCGCGCAGCCGCUACCACCUCAACAAGGUCAAGUACGCCUACGUCGACGCACGGCAGUGGGCGAAUGAGCGCGACCCGCCGCUGGUGAUCAAGGGUCCCCAGCGCGUGUUCGAUUCCACGAGGGCCAACGCGGCGGGCCUCUUCGCCCAGUCGCUCGGCCGGCCUGUCUUCCGCGCCUACACCGACCGGGUCUAUCGGGAGUUCUUCGAGCGGCGGCUCGACAUCGAGCAGGCGGAGGCCAUCCGGUGCGUGCUGCAGGACGCCGUCGCGCGCCACGCCGGUGAUCAUUCCCAGGCCGCCGCCGGGUGGGAAUCGCGCUACGCGGCCUUCGUGGGAGACGACGAGCAACAGCAGGAGGAGGGAGGUGGCGGCGCGGCGCGGGGCCAGCUGGCGGAAAUUCGCGAGGCGGCCGAGGAGGAGGGCGUGUUCGGGGUGCCCUCCUUCGUGGUCGGCGGCCACCUCUUCUUCGGCGCCGACCGGUUCCACUGGGUGCGCCGCCGGCUCGACGCCCUCCUCGCCGCGCGCCACACGCCCGGCACCACCCAGCCCACCACCUCCUCCUCCACUUGA
Messenger RNA from Acanthamoeba castellanii str. Neff, 882 nucleotides. Its product is annotated as DSBA family thioredoxin domain containing protein. The transcript is spliced from 4 exons. The coding region runs from base 1 to 882 and encodes 293 amino acids. Lineage: Eukaryota; Discosea; Longamoebia; Acanthamoebidae. Gene Ontology annotation, molecular function: oxidoreductase activity. The record is from RefSeq and is a predicted model, not a curated record.